Molecule: messenger RNA, 2302 nt
Organism: Prinia subflava (tawny-flanked prinia)
Lineage: Eukaryota; Metazoa; Chordata; Aves; Passeriformes; Cisticolidae
Gene: CAPSL
Product: calcyphosine like
Exons: 5
Coding region: 246-827 (193 amino acids)
Molecular function (GO): calcium ion binding
Source: RefSeq, a predicted model, not a curated record
CUCCAGUGUCACCUUGGAGACUAGCUGGCAAACUCCAGGCCUCCCAAAAGAGGGGGGGGCCAAGGCAGCCGGGUGUGUAAACAAGUAAAACGAGAUGGCUAAAGAAGCUUUGCAGUGAGGCCACGGCCCAUUAUCACCUGAACUUGUUGCUUGAGCCCAGAAUACUAUCCAAGCCUCUGGAACACCACCGAGUACUGAGUGGAAACCCCAGAUUCAGAAGAGCAUUGCAGUGUUUUAUCUUCCAGAUGUCGGGCACAGCAAGGCAUGACCGAGAGAUGGCAAUCAAUGCAAAAAGAAGCCUGUCCAAAACCACUGACCCUUUAGAAAGACUUCGCCUGCAGUGUCUAGCAAAGGGUUCUGCUGGCAUCAAAGGACUUGGCAGAGUAUUUCAGAUUAUUGAUAGUAACAACAGCAGAACCCUUGAUUUCAAUGAGUUUCUGAGAGGACUACGUCAGUAUGCUGUGAUGAUCAAUAAGGAAGAAGCACAAGAGCUUUUCCGGAUAUUUGAUAAAGACGGCAGUGGAACAAUUGAUUUUGAUGAAUUUCUUGUUACACUGAGACCGCCCAUGUCCAAUGCAAGGAAAGAGAUCAUCAUGCAGGCGUUUCAGAAGUUAGACAAGACUGGAGAUGGUGUCGUAACAAUUGAAGAUUUACGAGGGGUGUAUAAUGUAAAAUAUCAUCCCAAAUACCAAAAUGGAGACUGGACAGAAGAUCAAGUUUUUAGAGCUUUUCUGGAUAAUUUUGAUUCACCAAAUGACAAAGAUGGGAAGUGUCAUCCUGAGAGAUACCAGCUGGUAGCCAGCCAUCCCCUUCCACUGCAAUGGUGACAUCUAGCAAAUUUCAAACAAAAUGUUCCUGCUUUUUCUGCUGAGGUCAUACAUGAACACAUUAAAUGAAUUCCCAGACUGAUCCUUGAUGAGUUCAGUGCCUGGUAACUCCGAGCAUCCACCAAUCCUCAUGUUAGCUCACCUGAUUAGUGCUUCUUCUGAGAACAGACUGUGGUUUCCUGAAUCAGAAGACAAUAAUGAUACUGAUUACCUAAAAGGUUUGUAGCAGAAAUGGCUCAAGCAUUUGCUGAGCAUUUACUAGAAAGGCCCUCUUCACUGUGAUCUUGCAGGGUGCCUCUCAAAUAGGCAGUUUUAGUGAGGCUUGUUAUUAUCUUGUGAUGGUAGGACAGUCUGAAGUGGUCCCUUCUCCCUGUUGUCAUGUUUUUCUAAGUUCUCAAACACACAAUGAAAUCAGAGCAGAUAUAAUGGAAUCACAGAAUAUGAUGAGUUGGAAGGAGUCCAUCAGGAUCAUCAGGUCCAGCUCCUGGCCCUGCACAGCACACCCAGAAAUCACACCGUGUGCCUGAGAGAAUUGUCCAAAUUCUUCUUUGCCUCUGGCAGGGUGAUGCUGUGACCACUUCCCUGGGGAGCCUGUUCCAGUGCCCAACCCCCCUCUGGAGAAGAACCUGUUCCUGAUAUCCAGCCCACAUCUCCCCUGACACAACUUCAGGCCAUUUCCUCGGAUCCUGUCACUGUCACCUCAGAGAAGAGAUCAGUGUCUGCCCCUUUAGUUCACCUCAUGAAGGAAUUGUAACUGCAAUGAGGUGUGCUGUCAGUCUCAGCCACUCCUCACACAGCUUCCCCUCCAGGCCCUUCACCAUAUUCAUGGCAUUCCUUUGGGCAAUCUGUCACAGCAAAAUGUCUUUUUAAUAUUGUUUUGUAUUUUUCUAUGUGAUGUUUAUUCAAGGAAUGACCUACACAAUUUGAGAGUUAAGGCACUACAAAAGACAUGCAUAGUUUUUCUCUUUGCUAACUUGACUAUUUAUUUUUAAUGGUAAUUUUUAAACCUCAAAAUACCCACCAAAGCUAUUCAAAACUCUUAGGUAUUUGAAAGAAUAUUUGCUUCAUUAAGGGAGACUUGUUUACAGCAAUGAUAUUUCUCUCUAUAGGUGGAUUUAAAAUUCCAAGCUGUUUUUGAAUUGCAUUGGAAAACCCCAUCCACUUUAUUAAUAACUCAGCAAAGAAGCAGAUUAUAGCAUCCCUGGAAAAAAGUACAUUAAAAAGUUUGUCUUCUAAGGCAGGGGUGGUUUUACCUUUCAUUCCUGGUAAGGUUAGUUAAACUUCACAUGUUUCAUCUCCAUCCAAGUGUUAUGGAGGACAAGAGCUCUUGUUUCUAGCAAAGUGAAAUAAAGCAAAUUUUAAAUGUCUUAAUUCCUCCUGUUGGAUUACUUUUUGUUAGCAGCAACAUGAAAUAGGAGAUGUUCAUUUUCAUUAAGAGUUCCUCUCAGUGUGUGGGUUUGACUGACAGCAUUAAA